Messenger RNA from Eucalyptus grandis, 1712 nucleotides. Its product is annotated as flavonol 7-O-beta-glucosyltransferase UGT74F1-like. NCBI's taxonomy places the organism in Eukaryota, Viridiplantae, Streptophyta, Magnoliopsida, Myrtales, Myrtaceae. Gene Ontology annotation, molecular function: UDP-glycosyltransferase activity. Bases 95 to 1483 code for a protein of 462 amino acids. The record is from RefSeq and is a predicted model, not a curated record. The transcript has 2 exons.
CACUCGUUAAUAAGGGCCAACGUAGCACGUGGUGACAUUAUAUAUGAUACUAUAAAGAGACACUUCUCUCGAAUUGCAAGAGAAACACGAGAGGAUGGAGAAUUCGAGUGAGCCCCUGCAACCACAUUGCCUGGUUCUAUCAUACCCCGCCCAGGGCCACAUGAACCCCAUGCUCCAAUUCUGCAAGCGUCUGCUCCGCAAAGGAGUCAAAGUCACUCUUGUCACCGCUAAAUCCAUGUCCAAGACCCUGCAUGGAUCCUCCUCAUGCACCUCAAUCGCGCUCGAGGCGAUCUCCGAUGGCUUCGACGAUGGUGGCAUCGGGGCUGCAGGUAGCCCCGAAGCCUACAUCGAGCGCUUCUGGAAGGUCGGCCCUGAGACCCUCAGCGAGCUGGUCAAGAGGCUAAUCUCCAGCGGUCCACCACCAACUUGCAUCGUCUACGACUCGUUCUUGCCUUGGGCUCUUGAUGUGGCCCGAAAUUUUGGACUUGUAGCGGCUGCUUUCUUCACCAUGUCUUGUGCUGUGAACAGCGUGUUUUACCACUGCCAAAAGGGAUGGCUUGAAGUUCCUGUUAGGAAGCAGGUUUUGCUCCCCGGAGUGCCUCCUCUUGAGCCUCAAGAUAUGCCAUCUCUUGUGUGUGAUGUGGGGACAUAUCCAGCUUUCACUGGCAUGCUUGUGAACCAGUUCUCCAAUCUUGACAAAGUGGACUGGGUGCUUUGCAACACAGUGUAUGAACUUGAUCCGGAAGUUGCGGACUGGUUCAUGAAGAUCUUGCCAUUCAGGACCAUAGGACCGACAGUACCAUCAGCCUAUUUAGACAACAGGCUCGAACAAGAUCAAGAAUAUGGCUUCAGCAUCUUCCAACCAGAGCACGACACCACCAUGAGAUGGCUCGGCACAAAGCCAAAAGGGUCAGUCGUCUAUGUCUCCUUUGGGAGCAUGGCCGAGCUAAAGAUUGACCAAAUGCACGAACUGGCAAUGGGACUAAAGAGAAGCAACUGCUAUUUUCUGUGGGUGGUCAGAUCAUCAGAAGCAGAGAAACUCCCACAAGACUUUGCAAAUGGUAGUGAGACAUCCCAAAAUGGUCUAAUUGUGACAUGGUGUCCCCAGCUCAAAGUCCUUGCACACGAGGCACUAGGGCUUUUUGUGACGCACUGCGGUUGGAACUCAACUUUGGAAGCGCUCAGUUUGGGCGUGCCAAUGCUGGCAAUACCGCAGUGGACCGACCAGGCCACGAACGCCAAGUACAUCAUGGAUGUGUGGAAGAUGGGGCUGAGGCCACAAGUUGAUGAGGAGAGGGGUGUUGUGACGAGUGAUGAGAUAGAGCAUUGCAUUAGGAAGGUAAUGGAAGGGGAAACAUGGAAGAAAAUGAAGGAACAUGCAGGAAAAUGGAGGAAAAUCACCAAAGACGCAGUUGGUGAGGGUGGGAGUUCCGAUAGGAACAUUGAGGAGUUUGCUGCUAAAAUGGGUGUUAAGAAGGGAUAAAGGAAAAGAGCAAUGAUGGAUAUAUGAUUAACGAUUAUAGUAGCAAUCCAUCUACUUAUGCACAGUAAUAUGCGUGGCAUGCAUAUUUGUUGGGAAAGUAUGUACUCAACCGUGUGUCGUGUGGGUCUCAUUUGUUAGGAAUGUGAAUUUUAGACUCGAUCGCAUCAUUUUCUGAACAAUUCUCAAUUCCGUGCUUCCGUUCUAAAUGAAAUGUUUGAUAUAUGUUGAA